Monopterus albus (swamp eel) is the source of this 756-nucleotide messenger RNA. It is a transcript of the gene mespaa, whose product is annotated as mesoderm posterior aa. Gene Ontology annotation, molecular function: protein dimerization activity; RNA polymerase II cis-regulatory region sequence-specific DNA binding; DNA-binding transcription factor activity, RNA polymerase II-specific. NCBI's taxonomy places the organism in Eukaryota, Metazoa, Chordata, Actinopteri, Synbranchiformes, Synbranchidae. The coding region runs from base 1 to 756 and encodes 251 amino acids. Gene Ontology annotation, cellular component: nucleus. The transcript is spliced from 2 exons. The record is from RefSeq and is a predicted model, not a curated record. Gene Ontology annotation, biological process: regulation of transcription by RNA polymerase II; mesoderm formation; heart morphogenesis.
AUGGAGGUGUCCUACAGCUGUCCUCUGCAAGAGAACUCUUUCAUAUUUAACUGCGAGUCCCUGCUGGGGAAAUCGUAUGAGCCCGUGUCCUAUGAUCCAGCCUCAGAUCCAGGUUAUUUCAGCGCAAGCAGCAGCCUGUCUCCCACCUCCUCUGUGGACUCCUUCUGUUUCUCCCCCACCUCCAUCCAACAGGAUGCUUUGGAGUCUUUCAUCUUCAGCAGCAGUACAGCAGCUCAUCUUACCCAUGAGACACAGACUCUGCCCUGCUCCGAAUCCUCCACAACAACCUCCACCACAAAGAAAUCCCGCUCCAGGUAUCCAGGGAGGAAACGCCAGAUGGCCAGUGAGAGGGAAAAGCUAAGGAUGAGGGAUCUGACCAAGGCUCUGCAUCACCUCAGGACAUACCUCCCACCCUCAGUGGCUCCUGCGGGACAGACCCUGACCAAGAUCGAGAUAUUACGCCUCACCAUUCACUACAUCUCUUACCUAUCAGCCCAGCUGGGCCUCAGUGAGGAGGUGCUGGAGCAGAGGAGGUCCUCAGGCUUUGUGGUGCAGCCCCAGACUCUUAACCAGUUCCUGGGCCAGCAAACAGCUACCUACAGUCCACAGGAGUCAAGCUGCCCCAUUGGGAGCACAGCCCAGCUGUCCUCUCUACAGCAUGCAUGUCAGGUUUCAAGUGCAGCUUGCUUCACCAGUGAGGAGUACUGGAUGCCAGAGCAGCAACCCCAAAAUGUCACCUUCUCUGGACAGUGCUGA